Molecule: messenger RNA, 4908 nt
Organism: Lodderomyces theae
Lineage: Eukaryota; Fungi; Ascomycota; Pichiomycetes; Serinales; Debaryomycetaceae
Gene: CHC1
Product: clathrin heavy chain
Exons: 1
Coding region: 1-4908 (1635 amino acids)
Biological process (GO): intracellular protein transport; Golgi to endosome transport; receptor-mediated endocytosis
Cellular component (GO): actin cortical patch; clathrin coat of coated pit; clathrin complex
Molecular function (GO): clathrin light chain binding; structural molecule activity
Source: RefSeq, a predicted model, not a curated record
AUGUCGGAUAUUCCAAUUGAUUUCACCGAACUUACCCAAUUAACCCAAUUGGGUAUUUCCCAAUCGUCUUUGGACUUCAAGUCUACCACUUUGGAGUCAGAUCACUACAUAUGUACUCGUGAAUCUGGCCCACUGGGUAACACCGUUGCCAUUGUGGAUUUGAAAAAUAACAAUGAAGUAACGAGAAAGAAUAUGACAGCAGAUAAUGCUAUAAUGCAUCCACAAGAAUUUGUCAUCAGUUUAAGAGCAAAUGGAACCACAUUGCAGAUUUUCAAUUUGGGAACUAAACAAAGAUUGAAAGCUCAUACUAUGGAUCAACCAGUCAUAUUUUGGAAAUGGCUCGAUAACCAACACCUUGGUUUAGUUACAGAUUCCCUGAUUUAUUUCUGGAAUGUGUUUGAUGGCACCAAUGAAGGUCCCACGAAGUUGACUGAUAGACACCACACUUUAAACAAUGCUCAAAUCAUCAAUUUUGUUGCUGAGCCAGACUUGAAUUGGUUUGCUGUAACUGGUCUUGCGCAAGAAGAUGGUAGAAUUGCUGGUCAUAUUCAAUUAUACUCGAGGUCGAGAAACGUUUCUCAACCAAUUGAAGGUCACGUUUGUAAAUUUGCUUCAUUGACUUUGAGUGGUGCUGUUCAACCAACCAAGGUAUUUUGUGUUGGUAACAAGAAUGCACAGGGGCAAGGAAAUAUGCACAUCAUUGAAAUUGACCACGUGGAAGGAAACCCACUGUUUCAAAAGAAGGCCGUUGAUAUUUUCUUCCCACCGGAUGCAAGUAAUGAUUUCCCCAUUAGUUUGCAAGCUUCAAACAAGUAUGGAAUUAUUUACAUUUUGACAAAGUAUGGGUUUAUCCACUUGUAUGAUAUGGAAACGGGCUCCAAUUUGUUUGUCAAUAGGAUCACUGCUGACCCCGUGUUCACUGCAUCCAGCUACAAUGACGGAACUGGAUUGUUGACCAUUAACAAAUCAGGUCAAGUGUUGAGUGUUGAAGUUAGCAAAGACAAGAUUAUCCCAUACGUGUUGGAAAAAUUGUCGAAUGUGUCAUUGGCCAUUUCCUUGGCCAGUCGUGGUGGGUUCCCUGGAGCUGAGAAUUUGAUUAACCAACAAUUUCAAUCAUACUUGAAUCAAGGGGACUACACCAAUGCUGCCAAAGUUGCUGCCUCUUCUGAGCAGUUGCGUACACAAGAUACCAUCAACAAGUUGAAGCAUAUUACCCCACAACCGGGACAAAUUUCGCCAAUCUUGCAAUAUUUCUCAACCUUGUUGGACAGGGGUACCUUGAACAAGUACGAGUCUAUUGAGUUGGCUAAACCCGUAUUGCAACAGGAUCGUAAACCCUUGUUUGAGAAAUGGUUAAAGGAGAAUAAGUUGACGUCAUCUGAAGAGUUGGGUGACAUUGUUAAAUCUUAUGGCGAUGCGGCAUUGGCGUUAGCAGUGUAUAUCAGAGCCAAUGUCAAUAUCAAGGUUGUGUCUUGCUUGGCAGAAUUGGGACAAUUUGACAAGAUCUUACCAUAUUGUCAAAAAGUUGGUUACAACCCUGAUUACACCAAUUUGAUUCAAAAUUUGGUUAGAGUCAACCCCGACAAGGCUAGUGAAUUUGCUACUUCGUUGUUAUCUGGUGAUACACAAUUGAAUGUGGAACAAAUUGCCGACUUGUUCUUUUCCCAAAAUUAUAUUCAACAAGGAACAGCAUUUUUGUUGGAUGCAUUGAAGAAUGACUCACCAUCCGAGGGCCAUUUGCAAACCAAGGUUUUGGAAAUCAACUUGUUGCACGCACCACAAGUUGCUGAUGCCAUUUUAGGAAACCAAAUGUUUAGUCACUAUGAUAAGCCCACAAUUGGUAAGUUGUGUGAAAAAGCUGGGUUAUAUCAAAGAGCAUUGGAGCACUAUGAUGAUUUGAAGGAUAUCAAGAGAGUUAUUGUUCACACCAAUGCUUUGCCCAGUGAUUGGUUGGUGUCAUACUUUGGUCAAUUGAAUGUCGAUCAAUCGCUUGCUUGUUUGAAGGAGUUGUUUAGUCACAAUUUGCAACAGAAUUUGCAAGUGAUUAUUCAAGUUGCCACAAAGUAUUCCGACUUGCUUGGUGCUAAAAAGUUGAUCAAAUUGUUUGAAGAUUACAAGUGCACUGAAGGGUUGUAUUAUUACUUGAGUUCUGUUGUCAAUUUGACCCAGGACCCCGAUGUUGUUUUCAAGUAUAUUCAAGCAGCCGCUAAAAUUGGUCAAACUAAGGAGAUUGAAAGAGUUGUUAGAGAUAACAAUGUUUACAAUGGUGAAAAAGUGAAAAAUUUUUUAAAGGAAGCCAAUUUGGAAGAUCAGUUGCCCUUGGUUAUUGUUUGUGAUCGAUUUGGAUUUAUUCAUGACUUGAUUUUGUACUUGUACAAGAACAAACAUUUCAAGUUUAUCGAGGUCUAUGUUCAAUCAGUUAACCCGGAAAACACACCUCAAGUUGUUGCUGGAUUAUUGGAUGUCGAUUGCGACGAAUCCAUCAUUAAGAACUUGUUGAUGUCCGUAUUGGGUAGAGUUCCAAUCAAGCCAUUGGUUGAGGAAGUUGAAAAGAGAAACAGAUUAAAGAUUUUGUUGCCUUAUUUGGAAAAAACUUUGGAAGGUGGAUCCAAUGAUCAAGAGGUUUACAAUGCUUUGGCCAAGAUCUAUAUCGAUUCGAACAACUCACCUGAAAAGUUUUUGCAAGAAAACAACAAUUAUGAUACUUUGACUGUUGGUAAGUAUUGUGAAAAGAGAGAUCCAUACUUGGCUUACAUUUGUUAUGCCAAAGGUGGUAAUGAUGACGCAUUGAUUGAAGUCACAAACGAAAACAAAAUGUACAAGUACCAAGCAAGAUAUUUGUUGCAGAAAUCUGAUCUUGAUUUGUGGAACAAGGUGCUUUCAUCUGACAAUGUUCACAGAAGACAAUUGGUUGACCAGGUAAUUUCCACCGGUAUUCCCGAAUUGGAUGACCCUGAACCAAUCUCAAUCACCGUCAAGGCUUUUAUGGAGAACGAAUUACCUGAAGAAUUGAUGGAACUUUUGGAAAAGAUCAUUUUGGAACCAUCUGCCUUUAGUGAAAAUGCAUCGUUGCAAGGAUUGAUGAUUUUGACCGCCAUCAAGGCUGACCCAUCGAAAGUAUCCAACUAUAUUGAAAAACUUGACAAGUUUGAUCCUCAAGAGAUUGCACCCUUGUGUAUUGACAAUGGUCUCAAUGAAGAAGCUUUUGAAGCGUAUGAUAAAUUUGAAUUGAGAACUGAUGCUAUGAGAGUUUUGAUUGAGGAUGUGGUUUCAUUAGAUAGAGCAGAACAGUAUGCUGAAAAGUAUGACACAUCUGAAUUGUGGUAUCAACUUGGUACUGCACAAUUGGAUGGAUUGCGUAUCCCAGAAGCCAUUGAUUCUUAUGUCAAGUCCAAGAAUCCAGAAAAUUAUGCUCAAGUGAUUGAAAUUGCUGAGCAUGCUGGUAAAGAGGAAGAAUUGUUGCCCUUUUUGGAAAUGGCUAGAGAAACUUUGAGAGAGCCAGUUAUUGAUGGUGCUUUCAUCAAUGUUUACGCAUCGUUGGACAGAUUGAAUGAUAUGGAAAACUUUGUGUCUGGAACUAAUGUUGCUGAUUUGGAAGCCAUUGGUGAUAAGUUAUUUGAAGCUAAGAAUUACAAGGCAGCCAAAAUUUUGUACAGCAAUGUUUCCAAAUAUUCCAAGCUUGCUACUACUUUGGUUUACCUUGGCGAUUACCAAGCUGCUGUCGAUUGUGCCAGAAAGGCAUCCAACACUGAAGUUUGGAAGCAAGUCAAUAAUGCUUGUAUUGAAAACAAGGAGUUUAGAUUGGCACAAAUUUGUGGGUUGAAUUUGAUUAUUGAUGCUGAAGAGUUGCCCGAAUUGGUCAAGACCUACGAGUACAAUGGAUAUUUCACCGAAUUGAUUGCUUUGUUUGAAAGUGGAUUGGGUUUGGAAAGAGCUCACAAGGGUAUGUUUACUGAGUUGGCCAUUCUUUACUCCAAAUACAGUCCUGAAAAGGUCAUGGAGCAUUUGAAAUUGUUUUGGUCAAGAAUCAAUAUCCCCAAAGUUAUCACUGCGUGCGAGGAGGCACACUUGUACCCUGAAUUGAUUUUCCUUUAUUGCCAUUACGAAGAAUGGGAUAAUGCUGCAUUGACAAUGAUUGAUAAAUCUGAAGUUGCAUUUGACCAUGCUUCAUUUAAGGAGAUCAUUGUGAAAGCCCCCAACUUGGAGAUUUACUACAAGGCCAUUCAAUUUUACAUUAAUGAACAUCCAUCAUUGCUUGUUGAUUUGUUGCUGGUUUUGUCACCAAGAUUAGAUUUGCCUAGAGUUGUUAGAAUGUUUGUCAAGAGCGAUAACCUUCCUUUGAUCAAACCAUUUUUGGUUUCUGUUUUGGACAAGAAUAACAGAGUUGUGAAUGAUGCUUACCAUUCAUUAUUGAUUGAGGAACAAGAUCACAAGGCAUUACGGGAUGCGAUCCAUUCGUAUGACAGGUUUGACCAGAUUGAUUUGGCAGAGAGAUUGGAAAACCAUUCACUUGUGUACUUUAGACAGAUUUCUGCCUUGCUUUUCGCCAAGAGCAAAAAAUUCAACAAGUCCAUAUCUAUUUUGAAGAAGGAUGGCGACUGGGUCAAUUUGUUGAAGGUUGCUUCUGGAUCAAACCAAAAAGUGGUUCAUGAAGUGCUAGAUUACUUUGUGUCCACCGGGAACUACGAAGCCUUGGUGGCUUUGUUGUACACUUGCUACCACUUGAUUGACUCAACUUAUGUUGCUGAAGUUGCGUUUGAGUACCAAUUGAGUAACUUUGUUGCACCAUACAAGAUUUAUAAGGAUUACGUCCAAGAACAAAAGUUGAUUGAGUUGUUCAAGAGACUUCCUAAUAAGGAGGAGGAGACGGAAGAGAAUGAACAACCCAAGUUUAUGCUUACAUAUUAG